GUACAGCUUUCCACGGGGCCGACCUCGCCGCCUUCAGCCUGGCCCUUCCCAGCCCAAGAGCUGCGACUGGCCUCGCGGGAAGGCACCGAGGCUGCCUUCGAGGCUUCUGGGCUCGUAAGGAUGUCUGCCCCUGGCGCCUUUCAGGUCUUUUGGGAGGUGCAGAAUGGUCGCGUGGCACGCGGAGCGCCUGUUAAGGUGCAGCUGCCAUUUGCCUUGGAUUCUUACCGGGUGCACUUCCCGGGCACCUAUGUCCUUGACUGCUUCGGGAACCUCACUUGUGGAGACUCCAACGACUCCAGCGAG
Molecule: messenger RNA, 303 nt
Organism: Symbiodinium pilosum
Lineage: Eukaryota; Dinophyceae; Suessiales; Symbiodiniaceae
Source: the annotation of a GenBank genome assembly